This is a messenger RNA of Dicentrarchus labrax (European seabass), 7316 nucleotides long. RefSeq names its product nucleoporin 210 (gene nup210). Gene Ontology annotation, cellular component: nuclear pore. The transcript is spliced from 40 exons. The record is from RefSeq and is a predicted model, not a curated record. Bases 474 to 6134 code for a protein of 1886 amino acids. Lineage: Eukaryota; Metazoa; Chordata; Actinopteri; Moronidae.
CCCCACUCCCGGCAUGCACACGAAGUCGAAUUAUUGCUAAUGGCGGGUAUUUGUAGGAAAUUAUGCCCUUUUUACGCUAUUGUUUGCUAACUGUACACAUUAAGAUAAAACAGCGGAUUUAACGCUACUGGUCUCUGAGUGUUUCGAAGUAUCUUUGAGGACAAGCAAAGCGCAGGAGCAGACUUAGAGGACUUGGAGGGGGCAUUGUAACUGUUAUCAUGUGGCUGCUGUCCGUUAUUCACUGAUAUAAACUGAUAUUGAGCAGGAAGACAGCAUGUGUUUGAGUUGAGAUGUAGCUCCCGUAGCGAUGUUAGCUCACCUCAACGUCUGUCUCAGAGCCACAACUCCUCGACUACUACACAGACAGCUAGCUAAGUUAAUGGGACGGAGGAAGUUUAGCUAGUAAAGAAAGAAACUUGACGUUCAUUCAUUCGACUGUUAGCUUUGGUGCCAUUAAAUCUCAUGUAGCGGAAAUGAUUUCCCUGAAGUCAGCAGUGUUUUUAAUGCUAUUAUUAAUUGCCGUGGUUCAAGUUAACGGUAGCUCGAAACUAAAUAUACCCAAAGUGUUGCUUCCGCUUGCUCGGAGUACAAAGAUUAACUUCACGUUGGAAACUACUGAGGGUUGCUACAGAUGGUCUUCCACCAGACCAGAGGUAGCAAGCAUCCAGGCUGUGGAUGAAGAGAGUAACCGAGGCUGCUCCCGGAGAGCUGUUCUCCAGGCUCUCUCCACCCAGCCCUCCAGGCUGACCAGCAUCAUUCUGGCUGAAGAUGUUGUUACCGGACAGGUACUACGUUGUGAUGCUAUUGUUGACAUCAUCAGUGAGAUCCAGAUAGUGUCGACCACCAGAGAGCUGCAUCUGGAGGACUCACCACUGGGACUCAAAAUUCAUGCACUGGACUCUGAAGGAAAUACCUUCAGCACCCUUUCUGGUCUAGUGUUUGACUGGACCUUAGUGAAAGAUGUAGAUGUGAAUGGAUUCUCCGACUCUUACAAUUCAUUACGGGUACUUAAAUUCUCUGAGUCCACCUACACACCCCCUGGAUACAUAUCUGAAAUGGAGCGUGUUGGGAAACAGGGCGAUAUUAUUUUGGUGUCAGGAUUGAAAACAGGACAUGCCAAGCUGAAGGCCAAAAUUCAAGAGCCAUUGUAUAAGGAUGUGGGUGCAGCGGAGGUGAGCCUACUGAUUUUAGAGAACAUCAUGCUGAGUCCUGCACACGAUGUCUACUUGCUGGCGGGAACUUCCAUCCGAUACAAAGUCCUGAAGAUAAGACAGGGCACGAUCACAGAGCUCUCUAUGCCUUGUGAUCAGUAUGAACUGCACCUUCAGAACAGUGCAGUUGGCCCUAAUGGAAAUCCAGAUGUUGCUGUGGCCAGUCUGGAUCAAAGCACCUCCAUUGUUACAGCAAUUCAACUGGGACACAUGAAUGUGGUGUUGGAUCAUAAGAGUCUUCGAAUGCAAGGAGUGUCUCGCCUACCCAACAGCACUCUGUAUGUGGUUGAACCAGGCUACCUAGCUUUUAAAAUUCGUCCAGGAGAAAGCUGGGUUCUCGAAACGGGCAGAAUAUAUGACAUCCUCAUUGAAGUAUUUGAUAAAUCCGGCAACAAAAUUUACCUCUCUGAUAAUGUCCGUAUUGACACUGGUUUCCCUGCGGAGUACUUUGAGCUCCUGGAGUCUUCUCUGAAUGGAUCGUACCAUCGUGUCAAAGCUCUCAAAGAAGGCCUAACUCUCAUUGACGCUACCCUAAGUGCUGUUGUGGAUGAAACUGGAAAUGUCCAUGCACUAGCCAACCCUGUCCACAACGAACAAGAUGUAGAAAUCUAUAAUCCCAUAGUUCUUAGUCCCAGUAUUCUCACAUUUCCAUGGCAGCCCAAGGUUGGAGCUUAUCAGUACACAAUAAAGGCAACGGGAGGGAGUGGAAAUUUCAGCUGGUCUUCCUCCAAUACAGCUGUCGCCACCGUGACCGUGAAGGGAGUGAUGACGACAGUCAGUGACAUUGGCGUCAGCGUAGUUUAUGCUCAUGAUCUACGCAACCCUCUACACUUUGGCCAGAUGAAGGUGUACGUUGUUGAGCCUGUGGCCAUGGACUUUGCUCCUUGCCCAGUAGAGGCAAGGGUGGGCCUGGUUCUGGAUCUGCCACUCAGGAUUUUAGGCCUGCUGGAGGAAGUGGAGAAAGAGCAGGUCAUGUUGAGUGACUGCUCCCACUUUGACCUGCAGGUUGAAGAGGAGAACCUCGGCGUCUUCCAACUGCUAGAUGAGAGACUGGCUCCAGGCCAGGACCACUGCAGUGGGGUGAGAGCCAAGGCCCUGGCUUCUGGGUACACCAUGCUUACUGUCAGCUACACCCAUGGCAAUGUUCACCUCAGUGCCAAGAUCACCAUUGCUGCCUAUCUACCUCUCAGAGCGAUUGACCCUGUAUCUGUGGCCGUGGUGACUCUGGGAUCAUCUAAAGACAUGUUGUUUGAGGGCGGGCCACGGCCUUGGGUUUUAGAGCCAUCAAAGUUCUUCUGCAGCUUGAGAGCCGAGGAUGAGGCCAGCGUGAGCCUUACUCUGACCAGUCCCACAUCUCACAACUACAACCAGCACUGGGUCAGAGCAACCUGCAGAGCCUUGGGAGAGCAGGUGCUGGAGGUGACGGUCGGAAAUGAGGCCAGUGUGACCAAUCCUUACCCUGCUGUGGAGCUGGCAGUGGUCAAGUUCGUAUGUGCCCCCCCAUCUCGUCUCACCCUGGUCCCAGUGUAUACCAGCCCACAACUGGACCUGACCUGCCCACUGCUGCAGCAGAACAAACAAGUGGUGCCUGUGUCAAACUACCGUAACCCCAUUUUGGACCUGGCUGCAUUUGAUCAACAAGGAAGAAAGUUCGACAACUUCAGCUCUCUGAGUGUGUUGUGGGAAUCGACCAAGAUGUCAGUGGCCAGUAUUGAACCUACUAUGCCCAUGGAGCUGCUGCUGUCUCCGGAUGGCAACAAACAGAAGAAACUUCAUGGACGCCGGACAGUUCUUGUCCAUCAUCAGACAGGCAUUGCUGCCAUUACAGUGACCACUCUGGGUUACCAGGUUUCACAUCUGGAAGAUGCCAAAGUUCCCAGUCCAUAUGACCCCCUGACCCCUGUCUCAGCCACCCUGGAGCUCCUGUUAGUUGAAGAUGUGAAGAUUUCUCCUGUCACAGUGACCAUAUACAACCACCCAGAUGUGCGAGCAAAUCUGGCUCUGCAAGAAGGUUCAGGUUAUUUUUUCGUCAAUACCAGUGUUAAAGGAAUAGUGGACGUGGUGUUCCAAGAGGCCCAAAGAACAGUUCAGGUUUCUCCCGUCUACCCAGGGGAGGUGAAGGUGAUGGUUCAUGACCUUUGUCUGGCAUUUCAAACACCUGCAACGGCCACAGUACACGUUUCUGACAUCUUGGAGGUUUAUGUGCGAGUGGUUGACAAGGUGGAGAUUGGCAAGUCUGUGAGAGCUUAUGUCAGAGUCUUGGAUUCCAAUAAGAAGCCCUUCCCAGCCAGCAAUUUCCGUUUCAUGAAUCUUAAGCUAAAGGCAGCUUCUGCAAUAGUCUCUCUAAAACCAUUAGUGGAGUCCACAGAAAAUGAUACAGCAGUUUUCCUGGUGAAAGGUGUUGCUAUUGGUCAGACUACUCUGUCAGCUGUUGUUGUGGAUAAAGAUGGGAGAAAAAUUACAUCUGCACCUCAGCAAAUUGAGGUAUUUCCACCAUUCAAACUCGUCCCAAGGAAAAUAACUCUGUUAAUUGGAGCAAUGAUGCAGAUCACAUCUGAGGGUGGCCCUCAGCCUCAGUCCAAUAUUCUUUUCUCCAUUUCCAACGAGGAAAUAGCUUCUGUUAAUGGCAUGGGUCACGUCAGGGGUGUUACCAUUGGCAAUGUCACUGUGACUGGAUUGGUCCAAGCUGUUGAUGCCAAAACUGGGAAGCUAGUCGUUGUCUCUCAGGAUCAAGUAGAAGUUGAGGUUGUGCAAUUGACGGCCAUUCGAAUCAGAGCACCUAUCACAAGAAUGAAGACAGGAGCGCAAAUGCCUGUAUAUGUAAUGGGUCUGACCAAUAGUCAAACACCGUUCUCCUUUGGCAAUGCUCUACCUUACCUCACCUUCCACUGGUCCACCACCAAGAGAGAUAUUCUGGAUGUCCAGCCAAGACACACUGAGGCUAAUGUGGAGCUCCAGUCAGGGCACAGCUUCGGCAUGAGGGUGACUGGAAGAACUAGAGGGCGGACAGGGCUGAAGGUGGUGCUCAGAGUUACUGACCCUGAAGCUGGGCAGCUAGUGGGGAAUCUGCGGGAGCUGACAGAUGAGAUCCAGAUCCAGGUCUAUGACAAGCUGCACAUGCUUAAUCCUGAAGUGGAGGCUGAGGAGUUACUGAUGGCUCCGAACUCAGCCCUCAAACUCCAAACUAACAGGGAUGGUGUGGGCGCACUCUCUUACCGGAUGCUAGAUUGCCCUGACCAGGUUGUUAUCGCUCAAGUGGAUGAUAAGGGCUUUCUCUUCUCUGGUUCUCUAACUGGCACCUCCUCUCUGUUGAUCACCUCGCAAGAGACCUUUGGUGUCAAUCAAACUCUCAUCAUUGCUGUGAAGGUGGUGCCUGUAUCCUAUCUGCGCUUCAGUACCAGUCCAGUGCUCUACACACACACCAGAGAGAGCCUGAAAGCCUUCCCCCUGGGCACAGUGCUCACCUUCACUGUCCACUUUCAUGCUAGCACUGGAGAGGCCCUACACAGCUCCAACUCCCACCUUACGUUUUCCACAAACAGGGAUGACUUGGUGCAGGUGGGAAUUGGGCCUGAUAACAACACUCUGACAGUGAGGACGAUCAAUGUAGGCCUCACUCUUCUUGCAGUGUGGGACAGUGGAAACGUGGGUGUGGCAGACUACGUUCCAUUACCUGUUGAGCAUGCCAUCCACCCACCUGAGGCCCACAGACUGGUGGUGGGGGAUGUGGUCUGUUUCACCCCCCAUUUAACCAAUUCAGAUGGUGGUCAUGGUAUUUGGAGCUCCUCGGCUAAUGGUGUUCUUCAGAUGGACCCUAAAAGUGGGGCAGCCGUCGCCAGAGACUCUGGGACCGUCACUGUGUAUUACGACAUACCUGGUAUAUUGAAAACAUACAUAGAGGUGGUAGUAGAAUCAGCUACAAAGACGGCAGCUAUGGCACAGGCUACACCUGUCAGGAACGGCAAGGCAUCAAAGGUCCUACUCACCACCAGAGAGAGGGGGACGAACCUAAUUGGAACCUGUUCCUCUGCCCAGACGGAAGCUAUUUCACAGCUGCAGCCAGAAACCUCUGUCAGCUGCCAUCUCAGCUUUACCAGUGAUGCUGUUGACUUCUCUGCUAAUGAUGUCUUCAAAACACACACCGACUUUGACUCCAGCAUUGGCCUCUACACAUGUUCCAUGGCCUUGCAGCCAAUGACUGACCAACAGACUCGUGUGCUCAGCAUGUCCAUGACCAACCUGCUGGUGAAGGCAGUCCUGAAAGGCAGUGCCUUUGCAGGGGAACAAGUCAGCGCCGUGCUGCCCAUAGAGCCAGGUCUCUACUCUGACCAGACUGAGCUGCUGCUGUCAAACCUGCACCCAUCAGCUGAGCUUACCAUCUACGGCCCGACUGCAGCCCUGUCCAACAUGGAGGUGGUGUCUACUUCUUCCAACAUUGCUGUUCAUGAGAACGAGGUACACGAUGGAUUCCCCGGUUUCUCAAAGUACACUGUCAGCGCUGUGGACCCUCAGGCAGCGGUCUCUGCUUCUAUUUCCAUAAGUAGCACUUCCUGCAGCCAGACUCUCACCAUCCCUGUCACUUUGAUUCACGUGGCUGAUCCCAGUGCUGCUAUGCAAGCAGCUGCUGCUCCAGUUGUUACCAUGCAGGAGGGCCACUCCCUGCACAGCUUCAUAAACUGCUACCAGAUGAUGUUCUUCACCCUGUUCGCUCUGCUGGCGGGUACAGCUAUCAUCAUCAUCGUCCUCCACACUGUGUUCUCUCCAAAGCAACAAGCUUAUCAUCCUGCUUUCAUGCCAAGGACACCAUCACCCACUUCAGGUUUAGACUCUGUAGACGGGAAUUCCUUCAACCGCAGAAUACCGAGGAUGGACCCAAAUAGCAGCCCCAGGUCGCGUCUCUAUUCUCCGGACUACAGGACCUGAUGAAGCUCUCUGUCUGAUCUCUAUUCUUCAAAAGAAGAACACCACAGGCCAUUAAUGCAUAUUGAACGUGCCUCUGUCCCUCAGUGUGAAUUAUAUGGGAUGUGACUGCAAAAUCUCAGUUUCAUUCAGUUGUCUUUACAUGUUGGUACAGAUGCUUAAAAGAAACUUUUCAGAAUAGCAGAUCAGUUAAGUACUGCAAGCUGAAAACAGGGCUAUUUUCUUUUGUGUGUAUGUUUUUGUGUGUGGAAACCGUUAAUAUAUAUAUGUGUGUGUGUGUGUGUUCUUUUGUGGUUUUCCAUGGAAAUCGUUUUUAUACAAAACCACUGCGGUAUUAACUGACAUCUUUUGAGGCUCAGAUCACUAGUUUGUGCUUAAAUACAGUAAGGAUUCUUUUUGCGUUUGUUUGCCCUUUACUUGUGUGCUACUUAUCCUAUUUGACAUUGAAUAACUCAGGAUGACUGUAGUUCUUGUGUGAAAGAAAACAAACAUUAACUUGAAGAGACUUUUAUGAGUGGAAAAUAUCCCUUGUUUUGUUGUAGCUUAUACAUAUUGUGAAAAUGCUGUCCACUGAAAACCGUCCAUAUAUCAACAACCCGUCCAAUGUGCAUAAUCCUAACCAGGAAAUGGUUGGUUUUAUUUUGUUUUGGGCAUUUUUUGGAAGUUUAACUUCCCUGUUAUGUGACAUUAUUGAGUUUUUGAGCCACAAUACAUGCAGCUCCUGUCUAAUUCAUGAAUGUGAAACAGUUAAGGAAUGUGAACCAUCAUUCAGUUUUUAUCCUGGUGUUGCUUCAAUGCAAAAGCAAUCAAAUGUGACCAGUUCUCAUUUCUGAAAAUGUAAUGUUUCUGUUUGUUUUUUUUCCCGACCACAUUCGUAGGGAGAGAUUACUGUAGCACUGUUGAAUUGCCGGGGCAUAAGAGUGUGACUUUGUUUUAAAUGAGAUAUUUUUGUAUUUGAAAAAAAAGAUGUUGACAGGCAAUCAUAUUUAUGUUAGCUAGUGAAAUUCAGUUUUUGUCAGAGAUGUUUGUGUGAUGGUUUCAGUGCUGUUUUUGUGUUUAAGAUUCAUAGUCACGCCUUACAAUCAUAUCUGAACGGCUUUCAGCACAUAAUACAGACACAAGUUUGCUUGCUUGUGUUAAAAUGCUCUUGCCUUUGCUAAUUAAAGUUUUUACUUUUCAUGUUCA